Girardinichthys multiradiatus is the source of this 4806-nucleotide messenger RNA. RefSeq names its product mannosidase, alpha, class 2B, member 1 (gene man2b1). Gene Ontology annotation, cellular component: lysosome. Gene Ontology annotation, molecular function: carbohydrate binding; alpha-mannosidase activity. Bases 21 to 2987 code for a protein of 988 amino acids. Gene Ontology annotation, biological process: mannose metabolic process. The record is from RefSeq and is a predicted model, not a curated record. Lineage: Eukaryota; Metazoa; Chordata; Actinopteri; Cyprinodontiformes; Goodeidae. The transcript is spliced from 23 exons.
UUUCGCGUUAGUUUUUCAACAUGGCGGUCCACCUCCGGCUCCCAACGGCCGUUUUGCUGUUAGUCUGCAGCGGGGUUUUAAGUUUUCCUGUUGGCCAGGAGAAAAGAGACACCACCUGCGGAUACCAGUCAUGUCAUGCCACCAAGUCCACCAUGCUGAAUGUCCACCUGGUCCCUCACACACACGACGACGUGGGCUGGUUGAAGACCGUGGACCAGUACUUCUAUGGAGAUCGUAACGACAUCCAACACGCUGGCGUUCAGUACAUUCUGGACUCGGUGGUGGAUCAGCUGUUAAAGAAUCCAGACAGGCGGUUCAUCUAUGUUGAGACGGGCUUCUUCUACCGCUGGUGGAAGCAGCAGAGCUCCAGCAUGCAGCAGAUGGUCAAACAACUGGUCAACGAAGGACGGCUGGAGUUUGUGAACGGUGGCUGGUGUAUGAGCGACGAGGCCACCACGCACUACAGUGCUGUCAUUGACCAGAUGACCAUCGGGCUGAGGUUUCUUAAUGAGACCUUCGGGAUCUGUGGUCGCCCCCGCGUCGCCUGGCACAUUGACCCCUUUGGUCAUGCUCGUGAACACGCCUCUAUUUUUGCACAGAUGGGAUAUGAUGGCUUCUUCUUUGGUCGCCUGGACUACCAGGACCGGAAUCGCAGAAUGAAGGUGAAGGAGCAGGAACUUCUCUGGAGAGCCUCUGACAGUCUCACACCACCGAUGGCUGACCUCUUCACUGGAAUUCUUCCCAAUGGAUACAACCCUCCUGAGGGAUUCUGCUGGGACCAGCUCUGCAGUGACGCACCAAUCAGAGACGACCCUGAUCUUGAAGAUUAUAACGUGGAUGAUGUUGUCUGGCGCUUCCUUCACGCCGCCAAGAGUCAGGCUCUAGUGUAUAAGACCAAUCACAUCAUUAUGACCAUGGGCUCAGACUUUCAAUACGAGAACGCCAAUCUGUGGUACAAGAACCUAGACAAGCUGAUCCGCUACGUCAACGCCCAACAGACCAAUGGGAGCAACGUCAAUGUGCUCUAUUCUACUCCAUCCUGCUACUUGCAGGAGCUGCACCGAGUAAACCUCACUUGGUCUUUGAAGACGGAUGAUUUCUUUCCCUACGCGGACAAUGCUCAUAACUUCUGGACAGGAUACUUCACAAGCCGACCAGCGCUGAAACGUUACGAAAGGAUCAGCAACAGCAACCUGCAGUCUUGUAAUCAGCUGGAGGUUCUGGGUGGUCCAGUUUCCAGGAAAGGUAUUUUUGGACUGGGUGACAGCGAGACUUUGAGAAAAGCAAUGGCUGUGGCUCAGCACCAUGAUGCAGUGUCAGGAACAGAGAAACAACACGUUGCAAAUGACUAUGCCAAGAGGCUAGCCAAAGGCUGGCAACACUGCCAGGUUUUGGUCAGUAACAGUUUGGCUUCUCUCACCGGCUCCUCUGCUGAAAGAAUCUACUGUGAUAACCUCAACGUCAGCAUGUGUCCUCUUACUGAGUCCAGCAAAAAGUUCUCUGUCAGCGUGUACAACCCUUUGGGGCGGACUGUCACUUGGCCGGUCAGGCUGCCGGUCAAUGGAACAGCGUACAGCAUAACUGACACUCAGGGCAAAUAUGUGGACUGUCAGGUGCUUCCAGUUUCCAGAGCCACUCAGGAAGUGAGGAGGAAUCGGGGCUUUGCUAGCAAUGAACUGGUGUUCCAGGUUCAAGCUCCUCCUCUGGGCUACAGCACAUAUUCUGUGUCCCUGCUUAAGGACCAACCAUCGUCAUCUUUACUUCCACACGGGGCCCCUACAGUCAUCCAGAAUAAGUUCCUGCAAGUGACCUUUGACCCUGACACUGGCCUCAUGACCGGUUUGACCAACCUGGAAACCAAACAGACCAUAAAGCUUACGCAGAAUUUCUACUGGUACAAUGCCAGUGACGGCAACAACUAUGAGAGUCAGCAGACCUCUGGAGCCUACAUCUUCAGACCGAACUCCUCCACACCUUUAAUGGUCAACAGUAAGGCCAAAGUGGAGAGCUUUCAGAACUCAGUGGUGCAGGAGGUGCGGCAGUGGUUUGCUCCAUGGGUGUCUCAGGUGGUCCGUCUUUAUUCUGAUAGCAAAGCUGUGGAGCUGGAGUGGACGGUCGGUCCUGUGCCGGUAAAUGACAAACAAGGGAAGGAAGUGAUCACUCGUCUGGACACCAGCAUUAAAACCUCUGAAUUUUUCUACACCGACUCCAACGGCAGAGAGGUCUUGCAGAGAAAGAAAGACUUCCGUCCUACUUGGCAGCUGAAGCAGACCGAGCCCAUUGCUGGAAAUUACUACCCCAUCAACUCUCGUGCCUUUGUAAAGGAUGACAUGGACCAACUCACAGUAGUGACAGAUCGCUCACAAGGAGGAGGGAGCAUAUACAAUGGAUCUCUGGAGAUCAUGCUCCACCGCCGGCUGCUGUAUGACGACUACAGAGGUGUUGGUGAAGCUCUCGAUGAGAAAUCUGAAAUCUUCCCACACGGACUGGUAGUCCGCGGUCGCCUCCUCCUCUCCCUCGAGCGUCCUGCAAGCGCUGCAGACGCACACCGUCCCCUGGCCCAGGAGGUCGUGUCACAGCCACUCCUGUCAUUUACUGAUGGAGACCUAAACCAGAACGCUCGACUGGAGUUUUCAGGUCUUCAGGCUUCGCUUCCUCCUGCUGUCCAUCUCCUGACACUGAGUCAAUGGGACAAGGAGUCAGUCCUGCUGAGGCUGGAGCAUCAGUUCCAGAGCUGGGAGAGCAAAGUCAACUCUCAACCCGUCACAGUCAACCUUCAGAAGAUGUUUUCCACUCUGGAUGUUCUGGGUGUUUCUGAGCUGAACCUUUCGGCCAAUCAGUGGAAAGAUGAGAUGAGGCGUUUUGAUUGGACUCCCGAGAAAGAAGAGAAGCCCUUGCCGAAGACGUUUGAGGAUCUCUCUGUGUGGGAAAUCACCUUGAGGCCGAUGGAGAUCCGAACUUUCUUACUCAGGGUCACGUUUAAAUAACCAAUCACGAGCAUCAAAAUGAUAGAAUUACGGAUAAAUGUCCGUCUGUCCCAAACUGAGGGCUUCUUGAAUAUCACCUAAAUCUACAGGAAAGGGAUGUAGCUUAUAAAAUAAGUUGCAUUUAUACCUGUCUUUUUUUUACUUUUCCUCUAGGGACGGGCAUUUACAGGAAAAAUACAAAUUGAAGAUUAUUAGCACACUUAUUGAUCACAUUGUUUUUCAUAGAUGAGCUGCUUCUCAUGGUUGCUACCACAGCAGCCAAACUGCGACACACACCGUUGUACAGGACUUGUCCAGAGGCGUAUAAUUUAAGUAGCUCUUUUAGCCUCUUUUCCCAGAGGUUUUUCCACUGUCCCUUCUUUAAAUUCACAUCAGAUUAAUGACAUCUUCAGAAGCUGCUGCAGCCACCAAUACACAAAUUUGGCUUGGAAGAAACACAUCUGGUCAACUCGAAUGGAGAUGAAUUAGUGGCAGGCUACAACCUCUAGAGCAGCCUUCUUCUAAAAUGUAUUACAGUAUUUUAUUUUUAUGUCAAAAGGUAUUAAAAUAUCAGUGUUUUUGGCUGUAAAUCUCACAGUUUACAACCAGGGCCCCACAAAAAACGUUUAUAUGAUCAAAAAGCUACUUCACCACAAAUACAAAUGUGCUGGUAAACAGUAAAUACUUCCAUUCUACAUUUAAAAACAUAAAUAAUAUUUAUCGAGGUUGUCAUGGAACAGUGGAAAAUUCAUUUCAACAGAAAAUUUAACAAUUCCUACUAUUCUAGCAGUUCUUGCGGUCUACAAUCAAUUACAUGAACCAGUAGAAUGUUCCUGUUACCGCCACCUUGUGGUAGCAGCGAAUCAUUACAACUAGAUGGCUGUAAACGCCCACUGAUCUUCGUUGAAACUGGUUGAAAUCACGAUGGAACCAUUGCUUCCACUAUGAAUGUAGGAAUGACAACACUGACUUAUACUGACUUAUAUCCCCUCCAUUGACACAUUUAUGACUGACCUGUCUGCACUGGAUCAUGAUGCACUAUUAACAGACAAUUCAAAGCCCACUUUUCAUAUUUUAUUUUGGUUGCAAAUAUAAACAAAAUGCACACAGUGUUUCAUCUACACCAGAACCACUUGAAGAAUCCUGUCAGGUUUCAACUGCAGUUGAGUUUCAAGGGCCAAACCGUGGUGAAAUUAUCCUUAAUGAAAGACUGCAUUUAUCUGUGGGUUCUGUCAGUCAAAAACCAAAUAAACCAAUGAUUUGGUUUUUUCCUGAUAGAGGACAUGAUCUACACAUAAAUCCAUGCAAUAAUACAAUUUGUUUAAUUAGAUCCAUAUUUAAAGUAACAGAAUAAAGAUUUUUUUUUCCUCUGAAUUCUUCAGACUUGGAAAAUAAAAUAUUUCAGAACACUGCUGGAACACACUUUGUACAUUCCUGUUAUUUCACCUUCAUUUACUACAAACAGGGCAGCUGAGGGAUAUUCUCUAUUCAAAUCUCUAUUCCUUAUCUUCUGCACUGUGAAAUUUAUGUGCAUUUGUAAACAAAUCAAAGAAGCAAGUACAGGAUAUCACCAACUGGUGCCAAAUUAUCCUGAACAUGUGUAAUAAAUAACUUUUUUCUCUAGUCAUGUAUGUAUAUGUUUUUUACUGCUCAACAAGCAUCUUCUUAUAAAAAAAAAAAUGUAAUUUACAUCUGAUGUUAUUCUUGGUGCCUCCCAUAUUUUAACAUCUGAGUUUAUGUACAUGCUGCUGUUGGUGGAGACCGUUUCAAAUGAUCCGAAUCCCUUCAGACGUUUGUCUCUGAAGUCUCAAUAAAAAAUAAAGCUUUCAUUAAAAGCUGA